GCCGUUUCUGUGGCCCCGCCCUCCUGAUGACGUACCACACUUCGCGCAUGCUCACUGUCUCCGGGUGUGCGGUGUAUUCCUUAACGCUCGGUGCUGAAGUCUGCGGGAUCGAGAAAGGCUUCUCGUCUCGUAUAUCCGGGAGCCGGGGCUCUGGAUUACUGUCUCCGGGCUGAAGAUAUCACUUUCCUAUUGUUAGACCUGCAGUGAGAGAUUUAUUGGAAGAAAAACCCCAACUGGAGGAAAACCACGACUGAUGACGAGGGAGCAGCAACAAGUGAACCAACCCGAGGACUGGGAGCAUCAAUCAGAGAGAACCCAACUGACUCGGAGAUUCCAGUGAUUCAGUCAGGAGAAAUUUUGGCUAAAAACAAGGAAUUUAUCUACGGGAAUUUCGAACACAACAUGCCAAUUUUGCUGUCUCUGUCCAGAUAUUUAAGAAGUGGAGCAAGGGAUUCACUCGAUCAUCCUUCCUGCUCAGGCUGUGGGGAGGGAUUCACUUGGUCAUCUGACCGACUGGCAAAGCGGAAAUUUUACACGGGGAGAGGCCGUUCAUUUGCUCAGACUGUGAGAAUGGAUUCAGUGGGUCUUCUCAACUGAAUGUACAUCAGCAAGUUCACACUGGACAAGGCCAUUCACCUGUUCUGUGAGUGAGAAGGGAUUCAGUCGUCUUCCCACCUGUGGACACACCAGUCAGUUCACACUGGGCAGAGGCUGGUCAUCUGCUGAAUUUGUGGGGAAGGAUUCACUCGGUCAUCUGACUUCAUGGAUCACCAGCGAGUUCACACUGAGGAGAGGCCGUUCACCUGCUCGGAAUGUGGGAAGGGAUUCACCUACUCAUCCCAACUGAAGAUACAUCAGCGAAUUCACACUGGAGAGAGGCCAUUCACCUGCUCAGACUGUGGGAAGGGAUUCACACAAUUAGCUGGCCUACAAGCACACCAGUCUGUUCACACUGGGGAGAGGCCGUUCACCUGCUCAGACUGUGGGAAGGGAUUCACUUCGUCAUCUCAACUGAAGGUACAUCAGCGAGUUCACACUGGGGAGAGGCCGUUCAACUGCUCAGACUGUGGAAAGGGAUUCACACAGUUAGCUAACCUACAAGCACACCAGUCAGUUCACACUGGGGAGAGGCCGUUCUCUUGCUUAGACUGUGGGAAGGGAUUCAAUUCAUUAUCUAAACUGAAAGUACAUCAGCUAGUUCACACUGGGGAGAGGCCAUUCACCUGCUCAGACUGUGGGAAGGGAUUCACACAGUUAGCUAACCUACAAGCACACCAGUCAGUUCACACUGGAGAGUGGCCGUUCAACUGCUUAGAAUGUGGGAAGGGGUUCAUUCGGUCAUCUCAACUGAAGGUACAUCAGCGAGUUCACACUGGGGAGAGGCCGUUCACCUGCUCAGACUGUGGGAAGGGAUUCACACAGUUAUCUGGCCUGCAAGCACACCAGUCAGUUCACACUGGCGAGAGGCCGUUCAACUGCUCAGACUGUGGUAAGGGAUUCACACAGUUAUCUAGCCUGCAAGCACACCAUUCAGUUCACACUGGCGAGAGGCCAUUCACCUGCUCAGUCUGUGGGAAGGGAUUCACUCUAUCAUCUUGCCUACUGACACACCAGUCAGUUCACACUGGAGAGUGGCCAUUCACCUGCUCAGACUGUGGGAAGGGAUUCACUCGGUCAUCUCAACUGAAGGUACAUCAGCGAGUUCACACUGGGGAGAGGCCAUUCACCUGCUUGGACUGUGGGAAGGGAUUCACUUCGUCAUCUCAACUGAAAGUCCAUCAGCGAGUUCACACUGGGGAGAGGCCGUUCACUUGCUCAGACUGUGGGAAGGGAUUCACUCAGUUAGCUACUCUACAAGCACACCAUUUAGUUCACACUGGGGAGAGGCCAUUCAACUGCUCAGACUGUGGGAAGGGAUUCACUCGGUCAUCUCAAUUGAAGGUACAUCAGCGAGUACACACUGGGGAGAGGCCAUUCACCUGCUCAGACUGUGGGAAGGGAUUCACACAGUUAGCUGGCCUACAAGCACACCAGUCAGUUCACACUGGGGAGAGGCCGUUCACCUGCAUAUUCUGUGGGAAGGGAUUCACUCAAUCAUCUCAAUUGAAGGUACAUGAGCGAAUUCACACAGGUGAGAGGCCAUUCACCUGCUCAGACUGUGGGAAGGGAUUCACUCAGUCAUCUCGCCUACUGACACACCAGUCAGUUCACACUGGAGAGAGACCGUUAACCUCCUGUUAAUGUGGGAAUGUAUUCACUCAGUCAUCUAACCUUAUGUAACUCUCACUCUGGCUAGCAGCUUAAUAUAGGGGGU
Hypanus sabinus (Atlantic stingray) is the source of this 2314-nucleotide messenger RNA. RefSeq names its product zinc finger protein 585A-like. The transcript has 4 exons. Bases 763 to 2241 code for a protein of 492 amino acids. Gene Ontology annotation, biological process: regulation of transcription by RNA polymerase II. Gene Ontology annotation, molecular function: RNA polymerase II cis-regulatory region sequence-specific DNA binding; DNA-binding transcription factor activity. The record is from RefSeq and is a predicted model, not a curated record. NCBI's taxonomy places the organism in Eukaryota, Metazoa, Chordata, Chondrichthyes, Myliobatiformes, Dasyatidae.